Messenger RNA from Labeo rohita (rohu), 1983 nucleotides. It is a transcript of the gene cdkn1a, whose product is annotated as cyclin-dependent kinase inhibitor 1A. Lineage: Eukaryota; Metazoa; Chordata; Actinopteri; Cypriniformes; Cyprinidae. The transcript has 3 exons. The coding region runs from base 1 to 678 and encodes 225 amino acids. Gene Ontology annotation, molecular function: cyclin-dependent protein serine/threonine kinase inhibitor activity. The record is from RefSeq and is a predicted model, not a curated record. Gene Ontology annotation, biological process: signal transduction by p53 class mediator; regulation of mitotic cell cycle. Gene Ontology annotation, cellular component: nucleus.
AUGCGCGGCUCCCUCUGCUGGUCAGACGCUCUCACCACACUCCGUCUGAUCCUGAGGAACAUGCCCUCACAUAUCACCGUAGAUCUGCCCAGACAUGUAGCCGUCCAUGACUCACUGCAGCCUUUAAAUACAGCACACACAGCUCAGAGAUGCUCAGACAUGACUGCGCAGAGACGGAGACAGAGACAGCUUCAGGUCAUGGCGAUGCACAAGCGGAUUCUGCAGGCUCUCGGGAACGGCCCGACGCGGCGGAACCUCUUCGGUCCGGUGGAUCGCGAGCAGCUUCAGCUGGAGUACUGCAACGCUCUGAAGAAGGACCUGGAGGAAGCGGCCCGCCGCUGGAGCUUCGACUUCAUCACCGAGACGCCUCUGGAGGGCGGAGACUUCCAGUGGGAGGGCGUGUCCGGGGUGCGGGUGCCCGUCCUGUACCGCACCUGUCAGCAGGGCGAGCAUCCGCGGCCGCACGGGAAAGAGUCGAAGUCUGACGGUCAGGCUGGGCCGUCCGGCGUGGGGAAAGAGAACAUCCCCAGAACCCCAGAGAGGUUCAGCAUUGUCCCGCAGGGCAUCGAGAAAACGCCGGAAAAGAGGACAGAGCUGAAGAGGAAACAGACGAAUAUCACAGAUUUCUACCAGGCGAAGAAGAGGGUGGUGGCCACACCCCGCAAAUCAGGACAAUAACUCAAACACACACACACACACACACACACACUCAGGAACGCUAGUGUGUCUCGGCGAGACUCACGUCCUCUCAGGAGGAAACUGACACACGGGAACUGACGUAACCACCGCUUCUUCUCACUAGAUCGUCUGCUCAUCUACACCGUCAUCUACCUUCAUCCUUUCCAGAACUCUAAACAAUCAUUUGUAGCGUUUUUUGACGCACUCCUGCGGUUUGAUCCGUGCAGGUGUCAUGGACCGAACGCAAGAAACACAACAGAACUGGUCUUUCACUGAUCAUGUUUUUUGAAUGUUAUUCAUUAAUAGGAAAUUGUUUAUCUGUCUUUCCUCUUCCUGUUUAUAUGUUUGCAUGUCAACGGUUAACAUUUAUACAAAUUUACGCUUAAGAAAAUACGUUAAAAUCCUUUCAAAUCCAUUAGGUUUUGUGUGGAGGGGCGAAAACGAUUCUGGAAAGUUUCAGAAUUUGUCUCUUAGUGGGACCACAAAAUUAUAACGAAAGAGUUUCAAUACGAACAACACGAAAACACUGAUUUUUUUUCAGUGUGCACGUAUACAAAAAUGCUUUAUUGCACAAUACUUGUAGCUAAUUUUAAAACUAACAUUUGGUGCCAAAUGUUUUUUUUUUUUUUUUAGUUAUUUAUAAUUCUAACCCUUCUAAGCUGCCAGUAUGUUCUCACACAACUCUCGUAAAAAAGCUGCAAUUACGUUUUUUAAACGUAAACUUAUUGAACAAACACUUGCCAUGAGCAGAAUUAAUUCUGUACAAAUUCUUUGUUGAUUACAUUAAAUUUAGUGCGAAAAUUGGCGUAUGAAUGUUUAACAAAGAAUUUGUACAGAAAUUCGCUCUGGUUGCGUUUCGUGAGCGCCGCCGCUGCAACUACAGCAUAUUUACAAACACUCUUGGUUUUACUUGUAGUUAUGGAAAUACAUAACGUUUGUUUGAAAUGAACGUAAUGUCAGAUAUGAACGCUAAGUUUUCUACACUCACUAGCUGAGAUGCUGGAUCUAUUCCGUUCCCAAAGUUUCACAUUUCAGCAAACGUUCACUGAAACUUCUGUAGUUUGUGAUCGUUCUCGUAUCCUGACACUUGUAGAUUUCUGCGACCUGUCUGUAAAUAUCCUGUCAAUGUCCAGAUUAUUCAAUAGAGAAUUGCACUUGUUAUUUUGAGUAGUGUAGCUUGCACAUGUCUGUUUUUUUUUUUUUUGUUAAAGAGCUCAGAAUAUAUGCUGUAUUUAUUUUACGGUUAAAUAUUGUAUUGUAGAUUGACAUAAUUGUACUUGUAAUAAAGCUGUUUAUAAAGAGAAA